GAUAAGAUAGCGCCACCAUUCAAGCAAGGAAUUUCAAACAGCUGUCAGUCCCGCGCGGAAGGUCUGUGGGGGUGUCACGCUGCCGCUCGCGAGCAUGUGUGGGUUCGAGGCGCUGAAGGCCUGCGGGGUCGCCGUAGCUGUGUUUGCCAUACUAGGAUCCCUGGGUACGGAAGGCUUUUUUGCAUGGAAAGUUUACGAAGUGAAUAACCAAUGCGCCAACAACGUCUCUGUUUGCAGACAUGAAGACUUGGAAGUCCGAUCGUACAUUGGCUUAGCAGAAGGCAUUUUGGGAACGGCGGUGUCCGUAUGCUUUGCCAUUGGCUUUGGUGCUCCUGUCGUUGCCCUAAUAUGGUUGUGGAUGUUCUGGGCUCUGGGAAUUACAGGUUAUAAUUCCUACUGCAUCUAUGACUUCCACCAAACCAUCAUCGGGAACCUAUCGAGCUUUCCUUGGGACACGGUCGUUGAUGAUGAUUACGGAAUUUUCUUUAUCGAGGCUCUCUCCUCCGUUUCCUUACACCUCCUUAUCAUUAUCAUAGCUGCGCCCAUAGGAGCUGCUCUCACGCGCAUGUACUGGAAAGGGAACAUCGCAAGUUAUUCUGUGUACAACUGGGAUAACGAUGCAUUCGAGAUGGACUAGAGGCGAGGCUGCUCCAAAUGGGUGUGCUAAGGUUCUGUUCCCGUCGGCCUCAGCAAGUUUAUCAUUUCAUCUGAAGAAGUAAUUUACAUUAUACUCAAAAAUAUGGAAUCACGUGUGCGCAAGCACACACACACGUGUAUGUGUCCGUAACUAUUAUUUUCUGCCAUGCUUAUUUUCUCCGUGUUUCUGUCUCUACAUAUAAAUCUCUCUCUCUUUCUCUAUCUAUCUAUAUAUAAUAUAUAAACACACACAUAUAUAGUUAUAUAUAUGUAUAAAAUGUGCGUUAUAUAGUUGUGUAAUGAUUGCCUGUACGUGUGGAUGAACAGAAUACAAAACCUAAAUUAUAUAAAUAGAUAUGGUAUGUAAGUGUCUUUCGAGUCAUAGUGUCAUUCAGUUUUACCAGAAUUCAAGCAAGAUCUUAAGUCUGUCAUCACCAAUUCCUAUUUGAAAAAUAACAGUGAAGUAGAUACAAUUCAUAUACGACAAUUAAUAACAGGUUGGUGUAAGUCUAGUGUAAAUAAUACUAUUUUGUUUUGUUAAUUUAUAAAAAAAUGAUUCAUAAUAAAAGAGAACAAAACGAGA
This is a messenger RNA of Penaeus monodon (black tiger shrimp), 1219 nucleotides long. RefSeq lists its product as uncharacterized. The transcript is spliced from 6 exons. The record is from RefSeq and is a predicted model, not a curated record. The coding region runs from base 95 to 637 and encodes 180 amino acids. NCBI's taxonomy places the organism in Eukaryota, Metazoa, Arthropoda, Malacostraca, Decapoda, Penaeidae.